CCAGCGUUCUUUGCCGUGUUUAAUGUGCCAUUAAUUGGAUUACCAUGGUGACAACCUUUGUUAAUCUGGGGAGCAGAAGUGAACAGCGGUUUAGUUUGUGAAAUGCGCUGCCCAUAUGGCCACUUAAUCCUCGUAGCCUAGGCUACUACUGUUCAUGAGAAGUGUUCAGGAGGUCAACGUGCAGGUGAGACAACGGGGGAUUUAAUGCUUUGCGGAUAGGCAUUCGACUAUAGGCUAGUUUAAUCGUUUAGUCUGAUUGGAAGUCCUAAUUUAUGAAAAUGCCCAACACUAAAAUCAUUAAACCAAGAACAGUUGAGAUUAAGCCGAAAAUCGUUGGCAGUAACGUCAAGUCGAAAACUGUGGAAAGUCCACAAGCUAGGCGCACUAAAGAUAACGUUACGCACAAGAAGAGGGCAUCCAGUUGCACAAGAUGUAAAGUUUCCUCCAGUCACCCCAAGACCGAGUCUACCAGACCUCCUCCGACGAAUACCCAAGUUAAAACAUGUGCGACCUCCUCUAAACACCAGAAUGCGCCUAUUGCACAGAAAGAUGAACGGACAACAAUAAAACCUGAGCACAGAGUGAUACAUGAAAUUCGAAGUCAUAAAGCUUUCACGGUCAUUCCACCAAACCCAAAGAAGAGAAUUGAAAUCCAGAAGCAGGCUGAAGCAGAGCUGGCUGCUCUUGAGGAUCUGCGCUUGAGUCGGGCCAUGGGCUACAUUUCUUUAGCCCCCAGCUCCGUGGGUGGCCGUUUAACUCUGGAGGAAGUUAGAAACCGACAACAACAAGAAAUGCAAAUAAGAAGAAAGCAAAGACAGGUGCAACAAUAUGAUUUACAAACAUCCCCAAGUGUCAUCCAGUAAAUCGAUCAUCAAGGAGGGAAUCCAAAGCAUUUUGUUCAGCUUUACAUACAAUUUAAAAGAUACUGAGCAGCAAUAAUGUUUACACAAUGUUACAAUGUUUACAGUAAAAGAGAGACUUCUCAGUAAUGCAGAUAUGCAACAAAAUGUGGAUAACAUUCAACAUGUCAAACCAGUUGUUGCUUUGCCCAGUGUACAUACAGUAUAUGAAUAGAAAGAUAUAAAAUGUACAUUAAAUUGUCUGACAAUGAAGGAUUUUCAUCAUUGAGUUAAAUAAAGCAUGAAAAUAUAAUAGAAAAUCAGCACAGUGGAUAGUUUUGUUGUUUGGAGCUCACAAGACAAGCAUUUUCCCUGUUACCUAGCAACCCAUUUUUUCCCUUUGAUUUAUCUUCUUACCCAUGUGUAUUUUGAUAACUUUCUACUUUCAAGCCUGCAAAAAUAUAAAGCAGAUCUUACGAGUUUCAGAGUGGGUGUGGAGUGUAAUGAAGUAGACAUGGCAGGGGCUUGCUUGGGCCAGUUGGACAUUUGUGCCUCUGCAAUGUAGUAUGGCUUCCCCUAUCGGCAACAUUCUGGUGGUCAUGAAGAUGGUCAGGUGGCUUACAUUAUACCCAGGGUUUGGGAGUAACUAGUUACAUUUAAUGGAGUUACAUUACAAAAUAAAUGUAACUAUAAUCAGGCACAGGUACAUGUCAUUAAAUACA
Messenger RNA from Alosa sapidissima (American shad), 1561 nucleotides. RefSeq lists its product as uncharacterized. The transcript is spliced from 5 exons. Lineage: Eukaryota; Metazoa; Chordata; Actinopteri; Clupeiformes; Clupeidae. Bases 273 to 863 code for a protein of 196 amino acids. The record is from RefSeq and is a predicted model, not a curated record.